Molecule: messenger RNA, 374 nt
Organism: Funneliformis caledonium
Lineage: Eukaryota; Fungi; Glomeromycota; Glomeromycetes; Glomerales; Glomeraceae
Source: the annotation of a GenBank genome assembly
CUUUAACAUUUGCUCGAAUCUUUACAAAUGUUGAAACAGCUCAAGCUUAUCAAAACUUGUUUGAAGAUUUGUUUGGUUGUAUUGAAAGAGAUACAAAUGAAACCUUUAAUUUUUAUCAUAUUCAUCAAAAAGGAUUGGGUUGUAUAAUUGCAGACCAACAUAAAGGUCAAGCAUUAGCUUGGACAAAGGAUAAGCUAAUACCAUGGGUAUUGUCAGGAAUUUCAGGAGCCUUUACUAAAAUGAAUCAGCUUAUUUGGAAUCAAAUACCAAAUAACACAAAUGUUGGUGAAAGUGCACAUGCUAAUGUAAAUCAUGAUGGACGCAAUCUUUCUUUUCUUGCCGAGGUCAUGACUUUGACAAAAGAUAGUGGGAAA